GCUCCACCACAAAGUGACCGUUUUAGACGACUAUCUGGUGGUGAUCCACGUGACUCUAGGCCCAAACCACCAUCUCAGACGUCCUAUCUACGAGGAAAAAGCGAAAGUGACCUGGGACGAGCGUUACGCAGUGAUGACGAGUAUGAUACSAUAGAUGUAGAGCUUUUUAAGAARUCACAAGGAUACGGAUUUAGUAUCCGAGGCGGGCGUGAGCUCGGAAUGCCUAUAUUUGUACURAAAAUCGCCGAGGGCGGAGURGCUGACUUGGACGGWCGAGUAAAGGUUGGUGAUGAAAUCUUAUACAUCAAUAAUCGUAGUACAAAAGACCUUCUUCAUACAGACGCUAUUGACAUGAUUCGAGGAAACAGCCGCAUUAGACUUACAUUGAAAAGGAGAUUCGGACCUUCUGUGUUUGAUACUCUUCCUAAUGGCGGCCCCAGAUACCAAUCACGUUCAGAAUAYGGACGCACAACAUCUUCGUCUUCCUACAAUCCUCGACCUUUAUCAAUCUACUAGAAUUCUAAAUAUUAAAAACAAUGGAGGCCUUUCUUGUGAAAUGUCAAAA
This is a messenger RNA of Exaiptasia diaphana, 565 nucleotides long. RefSeq names its product membrane-associated guanylate kinase, WW and PDZ domain-containing protein 2. Bases 220 to 516 code for a protein of 98 amino acids. Lineage: Eukaryota; Metazoa; Cnidaria; Anthozoa; Actiniaria; Aiptasiidae. The record is from RefSeq and is a predicted model, not a curated record. The transcript is spliced from 3 exons. Gene Ontology annotation, biological process: signal transduction. Gene Ontology annotation, molecular function: protein binding. Gene Ontology annotation, cellular component: cytoplasm.